Messenger RNA from Malania oleifera, 1974 nucleotides. Its product is annotated as protein DETOXIFICATION 24. Gene Ontology annotation, molecular function: antiporter activity; xenobiotic transmembrane transporter activity. Gene Ontology annotation, cellular component: membrane. NCBI's taxonomy places the organism in Eukaryota, Viridiplantae, Streptophyta, Magnoliopsida, Santalales, Ximeniaceae. Gene Ontology annotation, biological process: xenobiotic detoxification by transmembrane export across the plasma membrane. The record is from RefSeq and is a predicted model, not a curated record. Bases 194 to 1669 code for a protein of 491 amino acids. The transcript has 9 exons.
CAAAACGCAACCUCCCUUCUCCAUAACUUGGGUUGGGUGCGCGUGCCCAUCCUGUCGCCCCACUCCUCGGCCAUCCGCUGCCGGCCUUGCCGAGCUCUUGUACCGGCAACUGCGAGCUUGCAUCUUCCCCUGCGAAAAUAGAUAUCCCUCAAGGAGUACCACCCCACUCCAUCUCUAAGGCCCCGGAAUAAUAAUGGAUGAUAGGAUGGAAGAGCAACUUCUUCCUGCAGAAGGUGAAGGGGAUAUAGGAAGCGAUACAAAAGGGAAAAUUUGGAGAGAAUCCAAAAAGAUGUGGAGGAUUGCAUUUCCUUCUAUGGUAGCAAGAGUGAGUUCCUUUGGAACUUUGGUGGUUACCCAGUCAUUUAUGGGACAUAUCAGUGAACUUGAUCUAGCUGCCUAUGCGCUCAUGCAGACCAUUGGCGUCCGCUUUGUCAAUGGCAUAUUGCUGGGGAUGUCAAGUGCCACUGAAACUCUUUGUGGGCAAGCAUUUGGAGCAGGGCAAUGCCACAUGAUGGGCAUCUACCUGCAAAGAUCAUGGGUUGUUGACUUAGUAACUGCUACAAUCUUGGUCCCUGCUUUUGUCUUUGCAAAGCCCAUCUUCAGGAUUUUAGGACAGGAAGAAGACAUUGCAAGAGUAGCAGGACAGAUCUCUCUGUGGUUCAUUCCUUUUUUAUACUGCCUUGUAUUUUCCUUGACCAUCCGAAUGUACUUGCAAGCACAGCUGAAGAACAUGGUUAUUGGGUGGCUAUCUGCUCUCUCAUUUGUUCUUCAUUUGCUGCUGUCUUGGAUUUUUGUUGAGAAAUUGAACUUGGGAAUGCCGGGUGCAAUGGGUGCACUGAAUAUAUCUUCUUGGUCAGUGGUCAUUGGAGAGUUCAUCUACAUUUUUGGGGGUUGGUGCCCUCAUACAUGGAAAGGAUUCACAAGAGAUGCAUUCAGUGAUAUGUUACCCGUGGUAAAGCUAUCUGUAUCCUCUGGGGUCAUGCUCUGCUUAGAGUUAUGGUACAAUGCUGUUCUAGUCUUAAUUGCUGGCUACAUGAAACAUGCUGAGACUGCCAUAUCUGCAUUCUCCAUUUGCCUAAAUAUCAGUACGUGGGAAUUUAUGAUAUUCUUCGGCUUCCUUGGUGCAGCAAGCGUACGAGUUUCAAAUGAACUGGGGAGAGGAAAUGCCUAUGCAGCAAAGUUUUCCAUCAAAGUCAUUUUAAGUACCUCAGUUUGCUUAGGGGUGAUCUUUUGGAUUUUGUGUUUAGCCUUCCGUCAUGAGAUCUCACAUUUGUUCACAAGCAAUGAGGAAAUUGCAAAAUAUGUUUCCAGCCUCUCUGUUCUACUAGCUUUCUCAAUGUUGCUCAAUAGUGUUCAACCAAUACUCACAGGGGUGGCAAUAGGUGCUGGUCUGCAGGGUGUAGUUGCAAUUGUAAACAUUUGUUCAUACUAUGUGGUUGGAGUUCCCCUUGGAGUUUUAUUAGGUUAUGUGGCCCAUCUUCAAAUUACUGGCCUGUGGAUUGGAAUGUUGUGCGGUGUGGCAAUACAGUCCUCGACGCUAAUCAUCCUCGUAUGGAGAACAAACUGGGAAUACCAGGUUAGCAAGGCAUUGGAACGUCUGAACAAGUGGUUUAUAAAGCCCUCGGAGGAUACUGACCAAAAUCCUGUUCAAUUUCAUAACAAUAAAUAGAUAGCAGCUUACUUUAUUUUCAUUUUUAAGACAUAAGCAAAUGGCUUAAGUCACAAUCUUUGGUUAACGUAGCAUAGCACGAGCAACUUGGGGAACCCGGGGCCGGCAGGUGGUGGUGGCAUCCUUAGAGACCAUACAGGUUCUUUUGUUUUUGAUUUUUCAAAAUAUUUUGGUUCUUGUUCAUAUAAUAAAACUGAAUUGAGAGCUGUGUUGGAGGGAAUAAAGAUUUGCAAACAUUUAAGCCAUACCAGUAUUAAUAUUGAAUGUGAUUCGAAUAUUAUAAUAAAUUGGAUAAGAACCAGUAA